AUGAUCUUCAGGCAGAAGGCGAUGUUACUUUCCUGGCUGCUGACAGUUAUUAGCUGUUCGAGCUUAUCCGAAGCUCUUUUGUUGUGUCCUCUCUUCCCCUACUUUGACUCGCACGAACAUGCUGUGUGCCCCAUCGGUGCAUCUGUACCGAGCUGGGCCUCGAAUUCAUUGGACAGCGGCUGGUUAAAGGGAGAUGCCUGCCACAAGUUGGGCUCGGAUCAGUUCUGCACUUUCACCCAUCCGGGAUUCAAUCGUGGCCUUGGUGUAUCAUUUGUCACCAGGGAUGCGAUACUCAAAGACGUGUCAUCGAUGCUUGCUUCUGAGGUAGUCAACGCCGAGAAUGGAAGUGUUGCUGCCGUGCCGUCUUACGAAGCCAAGCAAAUACCGGGAAAGGGAGUUGGGUUGAUUGCAAAUCGUAAUAUCACACAGGGAGAGCUGAUUAUGGCCAGAACUCCGGCAGUUGUGGUGGAUGGUACAGCGUUCAACAACUUGAGCACGAUUCAUCUCACACAGGCACUCGCCCAAGCAAUCAAGUCCUUACCGCAGGGACAUCAAAAGGAGUAUCUCCGCCUGUCAACCCAUGAUGAUGUUGCUACAUUUGAAGAAAGGGUAUACAAAAUUUUCGCCACGAACAAUUUCAGGACGAAAUUUACCAAUGGAAACGACUUCCACUCCACAUUCACUGAAGUGUCUCGACUCAACCACGACUGUCGUCCCAACAGUGGAUAUCAUUUCGAUGCGUCCACGUUGUCACAGAAUGUCUAUGCGGCUCGCGACAUUCGCACCGGAGAAGAACUAAGCAUUGCCUACUAUGAUCCACUCCAAGCCCGUGCCGCACGGCGGCAUCAGCUGCAAUCUCACUGGGGCUUCCAAUGCACAUGCAAGCACUGCACCGCAGAUCCGGAAUUGGUUGCAAAAUCAGACCAGAGAAUUGAGCAGAUACACGCUCUGUGGAGGGAUCUCGACGAUUACUCCCCGGCUUCUGCUGGCUCGGCCGAGAAAGCAGAGCUCCUUGUGCAGCUCUACCAGCUCGAGGGUGUGGAGACUCGCAUACAUGAAGCGCAUUAUCGGGCCGCGAUCGAGUGGAACGGUGUUGGGAACUCAGUAUUGGCACUUGAGGCGGCACAAAGAUGCCUCGAUAGAGGGGAACUGAUGCGAGGGCCCGACGCGCCCUUCGCAAGGAACAUGAGGGAACUGAUCCAAAAUCCACAAAAGCACUGGAGUUGGAACUUCAGAUUGCCGAACAAGCAAGAGAAGCAGAUCCAAGAACUUCUCGAGCUGGGCAACGUGCUGCUUGUGCUGAAUUUGGAUGCGAUAUGCGCUAUGUUUCUGGUUUGA
This is a messenger RNA of Diaporthe amygdali, 1338 nucleotides long. RefSeq lists its product as uncharacterized. The transcript is spliced from 4 exons. Gene Ontology annotation, molecular function: protein binding. The record is from RefSeq and is a predicted model, not a curated record. Bases 1 to 1338 code for a protein of 445 amino acids. Lineage: Eukaryota; Fungi; Ascomycota; Sordariomycetes; Diaporthales; Diaporthaceae.